Molecule: messenger RNA, 252 nt
Organism: Arctia plantaginis
Lineage: Eukaryota; Metazoa; Arthropoda; Insecta; Lepidoptera; Erebidae
Source: the annotation of a GenBank genome assembly
AUGGACCUUUUGAAGGUCGGAUCGGAACCAGUCGGUAUGCGGUGUCCUUAUUGCCAAGAAGACGUCAUGACAAAAGCUAAUUACAGAAAUACUAAUAUUACGCAUUUCCUUGCUCUCAUUCUGGGUAUAUUGUUUUGGUGGUUGUGUUGCUGUAUAAUCCCUUACGUCACAAAAAGGUGGAAGAAUGUAGAACAUUACUGCCCUAAUUGUCGUCGGUAUUUGGGAAUGUAUUCAAGAUCAACGAUACUUUAA